AUGGAGCUGUCCAGGAAAGACUACCCGGCCAUGCUGGAGUCGCUCCAGCCUACGCAGGCCGUAGCAGUGCUGAACGACCGCGUCAAGCACAUCCAGAAGGUCAACGCAGACAUCGCCGACUUCCUGCAGGAGCGCCGCCGCCUCGAAGACCAAUAUGCCCAAGGCCUUCGCAAACUGGCCGCCAGACAGCAGCCCGACGCGGGCGCUGAUCUCGGCGUCUUCACGCUGCCGUGGCAGCGCAUCGUCGGCGCGACUGAGGCGCUCGCCGAAUCGCACCACUCGCUGGCCCACAAGCUCGAGUCCGACGUCGAGCGCCCGCUGCGCGACUUUGACAAGACGAAUCGCGAGAUGCAGGCCAUGUCCAACAUCAGCGGCAACAUGGCGCACAUGGCCAAGGAGAUUGACAGCGCGCAGAAGCGCGCAGACAAGCUGAAGGAAAAAGGCGCCAAGGCUCCGGCUGGCAAGGUCGCGACUGCCAGCACGGAUGUCGAGAAUGCCAACCAGCAAUGGAAUUCCUCGGCCCCAUUCGUCUUCGAGCAGCUCCAGUCGGUCGACGAGAGCCGCAUCAACCAGCUGCGGGACGCCCUCACCCAGUUCCAGACUCUGGAACUCGAUGCCAUUGACAGGUCUCGCGGUCCUUCCGAGCAGUGCCUGGGCGUGAUUUUGGACGUGCAGACGGCCGACGAGAUCAAGACCUUCGCCCUCAAGACCACGAGUGGAAAGCCCAAACUCGAGACGCAAAGGGGCAGGAAUCAAGCACAGGCCAGCAGCAGUUCGACCCCGGCAAUGCAGCCUCCUCCCACCCCGGACGACGGAUCGAGCCAGCGAUCUGGUUCAGUGCAAGAGCAGAAGCACGGUGGACUUCACGGCCUGAAGCGCUUGGGAACCGUCCUCGGCCGUCGAAAGAGCACGGCGCCCUACGCUCGGACUUCUUCUCCGGACAGGAAAUCCUCGUCCCCCAAUUUGGGAGCCGCCUUCAGCUCUUUCGGAAGCCGGGGCAACAAGUCGAGAGAUGCAGACCACCGCCCGUCGUCGCCCUCGCGGCUCGCAGAAAGUCAGCUCCCGAGCUCUCCAGAAGCCGGCGAAUCGAUCGCUUCUCCAGAUAGGAGAGGGAGUGCAUCGGCAGAUCGGACCAAUGGCAUUUCUCCAGUCCCCGAAGACGAGCCAAAGGACUCCGAGAUGAUGAACGGUGGCCAGAGCUCGGGUAUUUCGCAAUUGCAAGAACCACUGCAACCCACGACCGCUUCGAGCGUUCCGCUGGAGCCCCAGAAAGAUGCGGAUGGCUUUUCGGUGCCCGCAGCAUCUGCCACGUCCGAUCUAUUUGCUCAGGCGGAGGCCGACGCAGCUGCCGAGAGCGUUCCUCCGCAAUUCAAGGUGGACAUCAGAAAUGCUCCGAUCCAGGAAGAGGAUAGUGGCGAGGCGGAAAGCGCGAUGGCAAACGUCGCUAACACCCUUCGAAUGCAAGCGGCACCAACGAAGAGAUCCAAUACCACGAGGGGCAGGCGAGACGUCCGCAACACGAUAUUCGUCCCCUCCACCGCCCAGGGUCCCGACCUACCACCCUUCGCUGAGCCGACCAACGCUCCACCGUUGCCGGCUGCCACAUCCCCUUCAGCCUCGCCCCUGCCUUCUGCUUCGCCGAACCUGUCAUCAGUCUCUCCGCAAAUACCGAUUCCUGCAUCCCCGCCUUCGGCGCGGCCGCAGUCUCCCCUGCGGCCGGCUAGUCACCGUCUGAACCUCGGCGAGGACCACGCCGCCUCUGACACGCAGUCGAUCCGAUCGGGUCGUUCGCUCAGCAGCUCGUACAGCCACACCGUUCGCCACCCGGACCUGCAUGAGCCGGGGCUCAAUUCGUCGAUUGUCGAGACAGUGAGCACUUGGUUCGAGCACGGCCAUGUGACCAGGGCCGUCGUCAUCGGCGAACUCGCUCUGGCGUACAACCCUCCGGAUCUUUCGGUUCCCUUUGGGCACGAGACGAUCAGGCUUGAAAACUUCCCGGUUCUCGAAAAGGUUGCACCGAACCCGACCUUCGUGGACCAAAUUACGGACAAGGCUGGCGACUACACCGUCAACCUUUCCAGCAUCACGCGCACGCAAGUUGCCUUCAAAUAUCAGGUGCACCUCGACGAGAGCAACAUCGCAUCGUUUGCUCCCAUCGCUUUGACUCCUGCGUGGAAAGUCGAGGCUACGCAAACGUCCGUCAUCCUCAACUACUCUCUCAACCCCGCCUUCCACCUCGCGGCCGGUCACACGAGCGUCACAUUGAGCAAUGUCGUCCUCAUCAUCCACCUCGAUCCUUCGGGUUCGAAAUCAUCCCACUGCCAAUCGAAGCCGGUCGGCACCUUUUCGAAGGAAAAGUCUUUGAUUUACUGGCGCCUCGGGGAUGUUACCCUGAGCGCGGAUCAACCUGGACAGCAACUCCGCGCCCGCUUCUACACCGACUCGGAGGCCAAACCCGGAAAUGUCGAGGCACGGUGGGAGAUGAUCGGUGAUAAUGCAAGCGGCCACGGCAGCGGUCUGGGUGUCUCGCAGAUGGUGCAAUCGAGCGAGGCGGCAGAUGCUGAGGAUGAUCCGUUUGCGGAUGAAAGCGCAGCGCCCAGCAGCCCCGCAAUUACAUGGAAGGACGUUCCGAUCGUCAAAAGGAUCUCGAACGGGACAUACUCUGCCGUAUAG
Molecule: messenger RNA, 2673 nt
Organism: Lasiodiplodia theobromae
Lineage: Eukaryota; Fungi; Ascomycota; Dothideomycetes; Botryosphaeriales; Botryosphaeriaceae
Product: Saff domain-containing protein
Exons: 8
Coding region: 1-2673 (890 amino acids)
Biological process (GO): septin cytoskeleton organization
Cellular component (GO): plasma membrane; cell division site; cytoplasm
Source: RefSeq, a predicted model, not a curated record